AUGAUGGUGCUCCCGGCAGUCGAGUCUUGAUGACCACUAGAAAUGAUGGAGUCGCUCGUAAGAUGAAGGCACAACAUCUCCACCGGGUUCAUAAGCUAGAAGGAGAAGAUGCUUGGAUUUUGCUAAAGAAUCAGGUAGUUUUGAAUGAGAGUGAUGAACUAGAGGUCGGUGGAUUAAAGGAUAUAGGGACAAAGAUUGUGGAAAGAUGUGAUGGCUUGCCACUAGCAAUUAAGGUGCUUGGAGGACUCUUGUCUAACAUUAGUAGAACAAGAGAUGCUUGGGUGGAUGUUUGUAACCACUUCGCAUGGUCGAUAGAAGGGAUUGAUGACGAUAUUAACAAAGCAAUCUAUUUGAGUUUCGAGGAAUUGCCUUCACACUUGAAACAAUGUUUUCUGCUUUGUUCACUUUUCCCAAAAGAUGAAUUAAUCAGAUAUGGAGAUAUAGUCCAGAUAUGGAUCGCAGAAGGUUAUGUGCAUAACAAACCAGGUUCAAAGCUACCAGAAGAUCUAGGGUUCGAGUACUACAAAGAAUUGCUUUCAAGAAAUCUUUUAGAACCAAAAGAAGGAUCCUAUAGACAGUUAGUAUGCACCAUGCAUGAUGUUGUCCGCUCCUUUGCUCAAUAUAUAACAAAAGAUGAAGUAGUAAUUGUUAGUGAGGGGCAGAAUGUAAACAGCACUCUUAGUACACCCAUACCUGCAAUUCCUCAAGACAUAGGAAGUCUAAUUUUUCUACAAGCCAUUGACCUUGUAGGAUGUUCAAACAUUUCUCAACUUCCUAACAGCAUACUGAAGCUACGGAAGCUAAGGUUACUCGACAUUAGAGGCACCAACAUAACCUCAGUUCCUCGUGGUUUUGGAAAACUAGAAGAUUUGGUCAUACUGGCAGGGUUUCCAACCAAUUCGGAUGAUUGCACAGAUGGUUGGUGCAGCUUGGAAGAAUUAGGGUCCUUGUCAAAGCUGAAACUACUUGAUAUAACAGGUUUGGAGAAGGCAUCUUCAGGUUCCAUGGCUGCUACAGCAAAGCUGUACAGUAAACACCACCAAACAACGUUAACUUUGAAUUUUACCAGUAGGCUCGGAGACAACGGGGAGGUUGAAGAAAACAUCAGCAAGGAGGAGCACGAACAAAUCGAGGAGGUGUUGGGUAAUCUCUGUCCUCCGACUUGCAUAGAAGAACUUACUAUCAAAGGUUACUUUGGAAGUGGCUUACCACAGUGGACCAAAAUGAUGUCACCCUUUGGGACCUUAAGGAAGUUUGUUCUAGAGGGUUACGCGUGCUGUAAACAGAUUCCUAACGGAUUGGGCCAGCUCCCCUUCCUAGAAUACUUUUGGGUCGAGCAAGCUCCGUCCAUCCAGUGUAUUGGGCAUGAUUUCCUCCUCCCCUCCACGGGUGGUGAAGGUGAUGGCAAGGACGAUACACCAGUGAUAACAAGAACAAGGAUCGAAAGUAGGCAGCGUCAUCAUAUUUCUCAUGGUGCUGCUAUUGCUUUUCCCAAGCUGAAAACAUUGGGUUUUGAGGGCAUGUUAGGAUGGACAGAGUGGGACUGGGAGCAGCAGGUCCCAGCAAUGACUGUUCUAGAGGGAUUUUUGAUUGACAACUGUAAACUGCAGCAUCUUCCUCCUGGGCUUGCACACCAUGCAGGUCGACUCAUGCACUUGGACCUGAGAAAUGUCUUGCAUUUGGUCUCUGUAGAGAACUUCCUUUCGCUCGUUGAGCUAAAGAUAUUUGACAAUCCAAGACUAGAGAGGAUCACCAACUGUCCAAGCUUGCAGAAGACUACCAUUUCCAGUUGCCCACGGCUGAAGUUAUUGGAGGGUUUGCCAGCACUGGGAAGCAUCCAAUGGAAGGAUUUCGAUGCUGAAACACUACCACAAUACUUACGAGAGGCAAAGUUAACUAAGUUGACUAUAUAUUGUAGCCUCAGCUUGCUCAAACUGAUAUCCUUACAAGAUGACACCUCUGAGUGGGGAAAGAUCCAGCAUGUCCAGCAGCUAAAGGCAUAUGCGUGUGAAUCAGAGAAACUUGAUCUCGACGGGUACAUCUACUACACCAAGGAACCGUAUUCCUUAGUUCUCAGACCGAGUUGCAUGCAGGAGCAGGAAAAUAAGCUCUAGCAGAACGGCUUGUUUGGCUGUCUAACUGUUGCAUCUGGUGUCUGAAACCGAAAGGGAGAAGAACAGAUUCGGUGGCGGCGCUCUGUAGCUCGGAUUGGAAGGGAGCGCCCGCGCCGCCUCGCAGGAGCGGCAGGUUCGACGCGCGGUGGGCAGGGGGCGGACGGAGCACCGUGGCCGGGACGGGAGCGCGCACGCGCUGCUCUGCGGCAGCCGUUGCGUGCGCGCAG
Molecule: messenger RNA, 2341 nt
Organism: Phragmites australis (common reed)
Lineage: Eukaryota; Viridiplantae; Streptophyta; Magnoliopsida; Poales; Poaceae
Product: putative disease resistance protein RGA3
Exons: 4
Coding region: 30-2114 (694 amino acids)
Biological process (GO): defense response to other organism
Molecular function (GO): ADP binding
Source: RefSeq, a predicted model, not a curated record